Molecule: messenger RNA, 4298 nt
Organism: Heteronotia binoei (common prickly gecko)
Lineage: Eukaryota; Metazoa; Chordata; Lepidosauria; Squamata; Gekkonidae
Gene: MYO1E
Product: myosin IE
Exons: 28
Coding region: 2-3328 (1108 amino acids)
Biological process (GO): vesicle transport along actin filament; actin filament organization
Cellular component (GO): cytoplasm; vesicle; myosin complex
Molecular function (GO): microfilament motor activity; ATP binding; actin filament binding
Source: RefSeq, a predicted model, not a curated record
GAUGGGGAGCAAGGGGCAUUACCGGUACCAUUGGCAGAGCCACAAUGUCAAGCACAGCGGCGUGGACGACAUGGUGCUCCUUUCCAAGAUCUCAGAAGAUUCCAUUGUGGAGAACCUGAAGAAGAGAUACAUGGACGACUUCAUAUUUACCUACAUCGGCUCCGUGCUGAUCUCGGUGAACCCUUUCAAGCAGAUGCCCUACUUUGGAGAGAAAGAAGUUGAAAUGUACCAAGGAGCUGCUCAAUAUGAAAAUCCACCUCAUAUCUACGCUCUAGCGGACAACAUGUACCGGAAUAUGAUCAUUGAUCGGGAGAACCAGUGUGUGAUAAUCAGCGGGGAAAGUGGUGCUGGGAAGACGGUGGCUGCCAAGUACAUUAUGAGUUACAUCUCCAAAAUAUCAGGAGGAGGCCCCAAAGUGCAGCACGUCAAGGACAUCAUUCUGCAGUCCAACCCACUUUUGGAGGCUUUCGGGAACGCCAAGACGGUGCGGAACAACAACUCCAGCCGAUUUGGGAAAUACUUCGAGAUCCAGUUUAGCCCAGGAGGGGAACCCGAUGGGGGCAAGAUUUCCAACUUCCUGCUGGAAAAGUCACGGGUAGUCAUGAGAAAUCCUGGCGAGCGAAGCUUCCACAUUUUUUAUCAGCUGAUCGAAGGUGCUUCCGGGCAGCAGAAGACAAGCCUGGGCAUCACCAGCAUGGACUAUUACUACUACUUGAGUCUCUCUGGAUCCUACAAAGUGGAAGACAUUAAUGACAGAUCUGACUUCCAGGAAACAUUGCAUGCCAUGAAUGUGAUUGGGAUCUUUGCAGAGGAGCAGGCGUUGGUGCUGCAGAUCGUAGCUGGAAUCCUUCACUUGGGCAACAUCAGCUUCAAAGAAGUUGGCAACUAUGCCGCGGUGGAGAGCGAAGAGUUCUUGGCUUUCCCAGCUUUUCUCCUGGGCAUCGACCAGAGCCGACUGAAAGAGAAACUGACCAGCAGGCAAAUGGACAGCAAGUGGGGCGGGCGAUCAGAAUCCAUCAACGUGACCCUCAAUGUGGAGCAAGCGUGCUACACCCGAGAUGCAUUGGCCAAGGCGCUUCAUGCAAGAGUCUUUGAUUACCUGGUGGAUUCCAUUAAUAAGGCGAUGGAAAAGGAUCAUGAAGAAUACAACAUUGGUGUCCUGGACAUCUAUGGUUUUGAAAUAUUUCAGAAAAACGGCUUUGAGCAGUUCUGUAUCAACUUUGUCAAUGAGAAGUUGCAGCAGAUCUUCAUUGAGCUGACGCUGAAGGCGGAGCAGGAAGAAUACGUGCAAGAAGGAAUCCGCUGGACGCCAAUCGAUUAUUUCAACAAUAAGAUUGUGUGCGAUCUCAUAGAGAACAAAGUGAACCCUCCGGGCAUCAUGAGUAUCCUGGACGAUGUUUGUGCCACGAUGCAUGCUGUGGGGGAGGGGGCCGACCAGACACUGCUGCAGAAGCUGCAGAUGCAGAUUGGGACCCACGAGCACUUCAACAGCUGGAACCAGGGCUUCAUCAUUCACCAUUACGCAGGGAAGGUGUCCUAUGACAUGGACGGAUUCUGCGAGAGGAACCGGGACGUUCUGUUCAUGGACUUGAUUGAACUCAUGCAGAGCAGUGAAUUGCCUUUUAUAAAGGCUCUCUUUCCAGAAAACCUCCAAGCCGACAAGAAAGGCCGACCUACGACCGCUGGCAGCAAAAUUAAGAAGCAAGCCAAUGACCUCGUGGGCACCCUGAUGAAGUGCACUCCUCACUAUAUCCGCUGCAUCAAGCCCAACGAAACCAAAAAGCCUCGAGACUGGGAAGAGAGCAGGGUGAAACACCAAGUGGAAUAUCUUGGGCUCAAAGAGAACAUUCGCGUACGGCGAGCGGGUUACGCCUACAGGCGAGUGUUCAAAAAAUUCCUGCAGAGAUAUGCCAUCCUGACCAAAGCCACCUGGCCUUCCUGGAAAGGGGAGGAGAAACAAGGAGUCCUCCACUUGCUCCACUCAGUCAACAUGGAUGCUGACCAGUACCAGCUGGGGAGGACAAAAAUCUUCAUCAAAGCACCAGAGUCGUUGUUCCUGCUGGAAGAGAUGCGAGAGCGAAAAUAUGACGGCUAUGCACGGGCAAUCCAGAAGGCUUGGCGGAAGUACGUGGCCAGGAAGAAAUAUGUGCAAAUGAGAGAAGAAGCCUCUGAUCUGCUGCUGAACAAGAAGGAGAGGAGGCGAAACAGCAUCAACCGGAACUUCGUAGGGGAUUAUAUUGGCAUGGAGGAGCACCCAGAGUUACGCCAGUUCGUGGGCAAGCGGGAGAAGAUUGACUUUGCCGACAAGGUCACCAAAUACGACCGGCGGUUUAAGGGUAUCAAGAGAGACCUCAUCCUGUCUCCCAAGUGCGUGUACCUGAUUGGGCGAGAAAAGGUGAAGCAGGGCCCAGACCGAGGCCUCGUGAAGGAGGUGCUGAAGCGGAGGAUCGAGGUGGAGAGGAUUCUUUCUGUCUCUUUAAGCACCAUGCAGGAUGACCUCUUUGUUCUCCAUGAGCAAGAAUACGACAGCCUCCUGGAGUGUGUCUUCAAAACAGAGUUCCUGAGCCUUCUGGCAAAGCGCUACGAGGAGAAAACGCAAAGGAGGCUGCCUCUGAAAUUCAGCAAUACGCUGGAAGUGAAGCUGAAAAAGGAGACCUGGGGGCUGUGGAGCGCUGGAGGGUCUCGCCAGGUGCAGUUCAGCCAAGGCCAGGGAGACGUGGCUGUCCUCAAGCCGAGCAAUAAAUUGCUGCAGGUCAGCAUUGGGCCAGGACUCCCGAAAAACGCCCGGCCUACCAGGCGGAACAUGACCCAAAACAGAGGCAGCUCCAACAGGACUCCAGGCCACAACUACCCUUCCAGAGCUGCUCCGCCUCCCCCUGGUCUUCAUCAAAACGGGGUGAUAACAGCCCCACCCCUCGUACUGCACCCUCAAGGCUCAGCAGGCCAACGAGCCAGCCAAAGAAGCUUAUACACAAGCAUGGCGUGCCCCCCAUUGCCGCAGGUCUCUGGAGGAUCAGGCAGAAUUUCGCAGCAACUAGACAGCCUGGACUUCCUCAGGGUGCCGGAUCAAGGUGCUGCCGGAGCUCGCAGGCAGACGACUAACCGACCCCCACCCGCGGGAGGCAGACCAAAGCCACAGCCAAAGCCUAAGCCUCAGGUACCCCAGUGCAGGGCACUGUACGCCUAUGACGCUCAGGACACAGAUGAACUCAGCUUCAACGCCAAUGAUGUUAUCGAUAUCCUCAAAGAAGAUCCCUCAGGCUGGUGGACCGGCAGGUUAAGAGGGAAGCAGGGCCUGUUCCCCAACAAUUACGUGACCAAGGUGUGACGUUGCUGGCCAAGAGACCCUUCCUGAACACCAAGAAGCCAGCUGUGCUGUUUUCCUGCUGUUGUCGACUUGGAAAACGUGGGUUCCGCACAGAAUCUCUGCAGGGCAGCAUCUGUGACGUUAGAAGGAAGACUGGAGGGAACAGUUGCUCUGUUUACACUCCACCUGGCCAAAGCACAUCUCCAAAUGAGCAGUUUAUUUAUUUUACCCUUUAAUUUUCUCAUGAAGAAAGAAGAGGCCAAUUCUGGAACCAGUAAAGUGCUUUGCAGCGGCCAGAGGGUAGAAGAGCUCCGUUGGACAAGUGCCUUCCAUGGCCCUGGGGGCCCUUUCUCCAUUUUCCUGCCCCUGAUGGCAGCAGAUGCUCAUUUCCUCGGGUAGGAACACUGCAGAGGUGCCCAGUAGUAAUAAGUUAUGCUGCUACCUGCCUAAGUUAAGUAGGAUCCCCCAGGUGGAAUCUUGUCGUUUCACCCCUUUUUAAACAUUGUUAUUUAAGCAGACCUGGCUCAUGUUUGCUUGGGAGAUUCCCAGAAGGCACUGCAACCAAAGGAGACAAUACAGGAUGCUGUAAACCAUUUGCAUCGAUUGUUUUAGAGAUGGCUGGCCCAUGCUGGUUUGUGUUAUUGCUGUACCUGUUAUAAGGGGAAGGUUCUCUUCCCCCUUGAAGGAAGCUGUACUUAAAGAGCAGAUUAUACAUUUAAAAAACCAAAAUACGUGACAAACUGUAUGAAUGUAUAGGACAGUAGCCCACUGUACUUAACCAUAAAGGUAGCUUGAUUUUAGCAUUGGGGGGGAGGGGACCAGGUACUUCUACGUAUGCACUAUUCUUUAAGGGACAGAGACAGUGUUAAUAUAGUUAUCGAGCCCGGCGGCCUCCCACACCAGCCAAGAGCUGGGCUUUAUUAGCAGGACUGUCGGCCACGGCCAUUACUCAUCAACUUCUGUCAAUAAAAACAGACCUUGAAGGGGCCUU